UAUAUGUGCUAUUACAAAUACAAGAAUAUAUUAAAAUUAUCAAUUUUUAUUUUACAGAAACAAUAUUUUGAUUAUGCGAUAAGAUUUCUUGUUGAUAAUUACAAGGUUGCUAAAGCAUUGCACGACGCUAGCUAUAAGAUAAAACAAAGAGAUGAUCAAGAAGUAAGUUGAAAUGAUUCCGUUGUAGAGUUUUAACAAUGUUUUUUUAACAACAAUUUUUGCAUUUAGUUAAUUAUAAGCGUGUUUCCAUAUUCUCGAUCGGUCUCUUCAGGUGACGACAGGUGAGCUAGCAGGCUCUCCGAAGUCGACAUCGGGUGACCGUGGGGAUAUGGGAGUGGCCAUCCAGGCUCCCGUACUUUUACUACUGGUGCUGAGACAGUCGUGUCUCAAAUUAACACGCAACCAUCCAUCGUGGGCGGCAGUGGUGAGCAGCCACUAUGUUCGGCUAUGGAGAACAUAGAUACCGACAAAGUACCUCGUUUACCUAAACCCAGAGUCGUCUUGUAUCCUUCUGAACGUGUACAACUAGGUUGGCAAGAUGAAAAAAUGGCAGUUGGAUCUGGAUUAGUCAAUACUGGUGUGAUAUGUUACAUCAAUUCUACACUACAAAUGUCACGCGAAGGUGAGGAGCAUCUGGCGGGCCGGGACAGCCGGUGGCGGCCGAGCCGAGGCCACAUGCGGUCGAGUCUGGAGGACUCCUAACCUGACUCCUAACCUAACCUGACCGGCCCUUAGUGCCAGUAG
Molecule: messenger RNA, 744 nt
Organism: Aphis gossypii (cotton aphid)
Lineage: Eukaryota; Metazoa; Arthropoda; Insecta; Hemiptera; Aphididae
Product: ubiquitin carboxyl-terminal hydrolase 36-like
Exons: 2
Coding region: 448-702 (84 amino acids)
Source: RefSeq, a predicted model, not a curated record